CUGGCGGUUUCUGUUCAGGCAGCUGUUUGGGCAACUGCAAUCGCGGGUCCUUCUACUGGAGGUGACAUUCAGUGGGCUAGCAGAAACGGGGAAUCGUUGGCAUCGGUAAACGCCUCAAAAUGGCACAGGCAGUGCAGAAGCUGGUCGCUAAAGUACCUACUCUGGUUAACGCCGCUGUCACCUACUCCAAACCUCGCCUAUCAACCUUUUGGUACUAUGCCCGUGUUGAACUUGUUCCCCCUACCCCUGCUGAGAUCCCUAAGGCCAUCGAGGGGGCCACAAACCUCAUCAAGGGGUUCCAGACAGGACGUCUCGGUCAAACCACAGUGAAGGAUGCUUUAAGGAACGGGCUGGUGGCCACAGAGGUGCUGAUGUGGUUCUACAUUGGAGAAUGCAUUGGCAAAGGAGGCUUAGUUGGCUACAAUGUCUGAAUUUUGGACUUUAAAGCAGUUUUUCUUUUGAGCAUUGUAUGUUCAAUCUAAUAUAAGAAUUCUGGGAACCAAUAAAGAUGUUUAUUGUUUAAAAA
Archocentrus centrarchus (flier cichlid) is the source of this 526-nucleotide messenger RNA. Its product is annotated as ATP synthase subunit g, mitochondrial-like. The record is from RefSeq and is a predicted model, not a curated record. The transcript has 3 exons. Gene Ontology annotation, biological process: proton motive force-driven ATP synthesis. Gene Ontology annotation, molecular function: proton transmembrane transporter activity. Lineage: Eukaryota; Metazoa; Chordata; Actinopteri; Cichliformes; Cichlidae. Bases 120 to 431 code for a protein of 103 amino acids.